UAUCCCCUCAGCUGUAACAAGCCGUUCUAAUAGCCCAAGCCUCCUCGCAAGCGUCUCCAGCCCAACACAAAAAUGGGCCAUACACACCGUGCCUCCGCGUCGGCGGCGGCUGCAGUGCUGCUGGCGCUGCUGCUAGGGUGCUCCGUUGGGACAACCGCAGCUGCCGGGCGUCGCGCGCUCCUGCAGGGCCCCGUUGCUGACGUGCCUGCUGCCAACCUCACGUCCGAGGUUCCUGCUCCUAACGCGACUGUUGCUAUUGACGCCUACAAUGUCACGGGCGCUGCUCAGAAGGUCGCCGCCAACAAGACCGCCGCCAUCUCCACCAUCUUCGCCCCCACGGACGCGGCCUUUGCGGAACUUGCUGCUUCUCUGGGCCUGGCCUCGCCAGUGGACUUGUUCAACGCCACGCUGAACGCAACGGCCGCCAACAUCACCGCCCUGCACGUCAUCCCGGGAGUGGCCCUGACCGCCGCCAACAUCACGGCCGCUGGCAGCAUCACCGCCACCUCCCUGCUGGGAUACAAUAUCACUGUGACAGCGCUGCCGAACGGCACGAUCACCGCCACAAUUCCGGGCAGCAACAUCGUUGCCGACGUCAUCACCCCUGAUGUGCCCUUCAACGGGAGCAUUGUGCAUGUGAUCAACAAGGUCCUGCUGCCGCCGCUGAACGAGACUGUGGGCUGGGCUGUGCCCAUUGCCAACGCCACUGCCGCGGGCGUAUGAGCACCCCUGCGUAUGAGGGCUGCUGAUUGAGUAUCGAAGGUUUGCCAAUGUCAAAAGGUAAUAGUGGCAGGGAUCGCACUCGGCACCAUACGAAUGAAUGCAUGAUGGAAGGUUGCGGACUAAAGGCGGCAGGCAGGAAGGGUUGCUUACGUGCUGCAGUGCGUGCCCUUUCAUGCUAACUAGCUGCCAGUGCUGGCGCUGGUGCUGCGACUUGGUAGGUGCGUCCUCAGAGUCGAAGGCGUGUUAUUACUGUUAGCAACGACAGAUCUGUCUAGAGGUCACUUCAGCCAGCGCCGCCAGAGAGUACUGUUUUGGUUCAGAGUGGAUCGAUGCGAGUGGCACUACUGUCGCAGCAGUGUUGUUGUUGAGGGGGCGUCGGGCGCUGGACUGCUGGCUGCUUGUGUGCUUGCGCAACUGCAUGGCUAGCUACUAUCUGGUGGCUAGCGCCCGUGCGUAUUCGUGCAGGCACGCGGGCACUUGUCUGUAAUCCACAUGCGCG
This is a messenger RNA of Chlamydomonas reinhardtii, 1222 nucleotides long. RefSeq lists its product as uncharacterized. The transcript has 8 exons. The coding region runs from base 73 to 723 and encodes 216 amino acids. The record is from RefSeq and is a predicted model, not a curated record. NCBI's taxonomy places the organism in Eukaryota, Viridiplantae, Chlorophyta, Chlorophyceae, Chlamydomonadales, Chlamydomonadaceae.